Brettanomyces nanus is the source of this 1485-nucleotide messenger RNA. RefSeq lists its product as uncharacterized. NCBI's taxonomy places the organism in Eukaryota, Fungi, Ascomycota, Pichiomycetes, Pichiales, Pichiaceae. The record is from RefSeq and is a predicted model, not a curated record. The transcript has a single exon. The coding region runs from base 1 to 1485 and encodes 494 amino acids. Gene Ontology annotation, cellular component: cytoplasm. Gene Ontology annotation, molecular function: protein binding; guanyl-nucleotide exchange factor activity.
AUGACAUUCCCACUUCUUGAUCUGCCUGAUGAUAUCAUUUCCUUCCACCUAGUGGACUGUCUCGAUUCCAAGGACAUAAUCAACCUUUUUCUCACGUGCAAGCAACUAUAUCAGAUCCUCAACAGUCCUGUCGUUUGGCACAGCCUCUACAUCAAGACAUUCUCUGAUCUAGGUACAGAUGACUACUCCUUUGAUUCUUUUUACAGAUGGGGACCCAGAGUUUAUAAACUACGUGCCAAUUCCCGAUUGCUUACGUUUGGAUCCAACGUUUUUGCGAGAUUGGGCGAACAGAUUGGUCCUGUCUCUUCGUACAGCGGUCACUACGAACGAGUGGGACUCCAGAAACGGAUAUUUAAGCCAAUUACAAUCGACAGCAUUCGAAAUAUUGCGGAUAUUUCUGCAGGUGGUUUCUCCUUCCAGAUAUUAACCACAAAUGGUGAGUUGUACUAUACUGGUCACAUGUGGCAUGGUGGCAUGCGGCUGGACUGCCCAGGACCCGAGUCACGUGAUGAUGCGAUACCUCUAUCUAAUGUUCAUAACCGGGGCAGUUCUGCUAUUUCUAGAGUGGAGACUGACCAAUCAAAUCAAGGCCAAACACACUUCAUUUCGGUCAGCUCAGGUAGGGGUCAUUUCAUAGCACUUGAUAAGUCUGGAAUCAUAUGGACUUGGGAUUCUAGUUUCCAGUCGAAUCAGGGAGUCCCGUUACGAUUGAUUAGAAAUGGCUCUGUAGGUGCAAAUGCUGUGAUUAAUCGGCGGAUCACUAAGAUUCGUGCGGGUUGGACUCUCAGCUCGUGUUUGAUUGAUGGUGUUGGCAUCGUAAUUUGGUCUCGCAGACAGAAUUGUACCCAAUGGAAAAAUGGUCGUCCUGUUAAUAGUGACGGUGAAUAUCCCGCUGCCUUCGUAAGCAUUGUCCCCAAAACUGCUGACGGUAACAUAGCAGAUUACGUUGUUUUACAAGAUGUUUUAAUCUACAUGACUCAAAAAGGACGUCUUUUCAAAGUGGACAAUAUUACCGAGACCCUUCCUGGCCAUACUAAUCCUGGAACUCGUCUAAAUCGUUUCGAAAGCUACAUCAAAGCUCACGGGUCGUCUAAAUUUGUACGGUUAAGUGGCUCCUUUAGAACUUUCACUGUUAUUUCCAACAAUGAUAACGUCCUUAUUGGUAAAAGUUCUUGUGACCAUUAUAAUACCCCCCAAAUUGUCCAUGAGCUUCAGCAUAAAUCGAUUUCCACCAUAUCUGCAGGUGAUUAUCAUUUCCUCGCUCUCAGUAGAGCGGGUAAAUUGUAUACUUGGGGAAGAGAGUCAAGGUUCAAUGGCUGUCUUGGCCUAGGAAAAGUAUCCGAUAUAGUAAACGCUCGUAUAGGCCAUAUCGACCAGCAAGAUCUUAUAGUGGACAAGCCUACGUUGAAUAAUAUCGACGGAACAGUUCUUGCUGUGGCUGCUGCUGGCUGGCAAUCUGCAAUUUUGGUGGGAAAGGAUUACUGA